Capronia epimyces CBS 606.96 is the source of this 963-nucleotide messenger RNA. RefSeq lists its product as uncharacterized. The record is from RefSeq and is a predicted model, not a curated record. The transcript has a single exon. The coding region runs from base 1 to 963 and encodes 320 amino acids. Lineage: Eukaryota; Fungi; Ascomycota; Eurotiomycetes; Chaetothyriales; Herpotrichiellaceae.
AUGUCGAAACUCUCCGAGCCGCUGAAACAGCUUAUCAACGCUGCCCACGCCAGACCGGGCCCUCUGAGCCCCCCGGCCAAUAUCCGCUCGACAUAUUCCCGCAUCGCUGCGAGCGCGCAAGAGCAAGGCGUCGGGCUUCCCGCGUGGGUGACCAUCUCUACCGCGGCCACCAUCACAGUCAACUCGCCCGGGUCGCUGGUUGAACUAUUCAACCUGACACAGACGCUGUCGUCAUCAUCGCCAUCGUCGUCACCGUCAUCGUUAUCAUCACCACCAUCGUCGUCGUCGUCGUCAUCAUCACCAGUAUCAACAGCAUCACCACCACCACCACCAGAAAUCGCCGGGCUCAUACGCGAAGUCGGCCUCAAAUGUAUUUCAUUCAACGGAAUCCCACGCACCAUCAACUGCCUAGCCGGGUUCCGCGAGGGCCUACCGCGCGAAAUAUUCGACGCAAUCCCCACCCCGCCCUCACGCAAGAUCGACUCCCACAACGCCGACCAAGUCGUAUCCCGGGGCAGAGCACUAUGGAACUCCAUCUACCGCCCAUUCGAGACCAAGCUGUACGACAAGCUCGGCCAGAGCCACCCCAACCUGCCGGUACACAUCCUCGCGGCGCACUACGGCACGCUGCUAUCAGACCCGGACUCGACGCCCCCGCCCGCCGUGCAGGUCGGUCGGGUCUUGACUUCGAUCGUGGGCAUUGCGUGUCUGCGGGCCCAGACGGGUGUGGCUCCGCAGCUGAUCAGCCAUGUGUUUGGGCUGAGGAAGGCGUAUGAGGACGGCACGGCUGAGAAAGCGGUCGAAGGUGGCGAGUGGUUGGCCACUGAUGAGGGGAACCAAUGGAUCCUGCAGGUCGUGGAUGAGAUUGUCUAUGCGCUGACGGGGGGGAGAGGCACGACUUUUGCCCCUGGUUCGGGGUCAGGUUCAAACGGGGGAGUGGGAGGUGUCAAGCCGAAACUGUAA